AUGCCUGCUAAUUUACAUAGCACAAAGGGAUGGAAAUCUCAGGCCUUGAGACUCGUUCUUCCACACCCGAACACACUCCAAUUCCACAAAGGUCAUAUGAUUCGAGUAGCUGGAGUAACAAGAGCCGAUGAAGUGGUUGCACAAUCUUACGAUCACGAUAGACAGAGAAGGGGAUGGAGCAGCAUUUCCAAUUUCCCAUGGUCAUCUUUGACACUUGUUUGCAAAAAAAGGGGUAGCAAGAUCCAACAUCAAGGCUCAGAGCUGGCGUAUAGUGUCACAUUGCCAUCUAGUUCUCUGCUCCUACACGUUUCGUCUGCUUUCUCCUUCAAGUCCACCUCAUUUUCCGCACUCGAAGAGAUAUUUUCCUCGCCACCUUUGAUGGUAUCAAACAAGACUGCGACACGUCUAGUGGACUUCCAAGAGGUUGAGAGUGCUUCAGCGCAGACUAUAAGCGACGCAGCAUCUGACCUUAAGCGUCGAGAACACCCUGCAGGUCCACGAUCUGGCGUGCAAGUGCUGAGACAGAAGGGUCCCGCAGAAAUAAAAACAUAA
Messenger RNA from Fomitiporia mediterranea MF3/22, 552 nucleotides. RefSeq lists its product as uncharacterized. The coding region runs from base 1 to 552 and encodes 183 amino acids. NCBI's taxonomy places the organism in Eukaryota, Fungi, Basidiomycota, Agaricomycetes, Hymenochaetales, Hymenochaetaceae. The record is from RefSeq and is a predicted model, not a curated record. The transcript is spliced from 3 exons.